AUGAUGGCCGACUCUCCAGACACUCAGCACGAGUCCGAAGCGACUCACGACGAAUGCUUCAAGUCCCAAACGAGCCAGGAUGGGAGGAGCAGUGGUGCUCGCUCCCCGCAAGACAGCAGUGCUGGCCGCGUCCAAUUCCGAAUGCCAGACUACUCGCCUCACCAAAGCGAUGCUAUCGCGCACGCAACGUCCUGGAACACCAUCCCGGAUUCAUCAUGGCUGCAUUACGGCACGAUGGAAAGCGGUCCAUCGGACGCUUCAGGCACAGAGGCGGCUUCUCGGAACGCGCAUAGAUUCUCCAUUCAUCGACUCGCAUCACUGCCCAGAUUCAGCAUCACGCAAUUCCCACGCUUCUCCGUCUUCCAUCAGCGGGACUAUAGAAGAUUGGACAUUUUGCUGGCGGUGGUGGGCUUUGUGCUGGUGGGGUCGUUGUUCUCGGCACUUCUUGUGAGAAUCGCUUCGACCAACCGUGGCCGAUGUGGUGGAGCAGAGAUCGCGUGA
Messenger RNA from Pseudocercospora fijiensis CIRAD86, 501 nucleotides. RefSeq lists its product as uncharacterized. NCBI's taxonomy places the organism in Eukaryota, Fungi, Ascomycota, Dothideomycetes, Mycosphaerellales, Mycosphaerellaceae. The transcript has a single exon. Bases 1 to 501 code for a protein of 166 amino acids. The record is from RefSeq and is a predicted model, not a curated record.